This is a messenger RNA of Conger conger (European conger), 4928 nucleotides long. Its product is annotated as guanine nucleotide-binding protein subunit alpha-13. NCBI's taxonomy places the organism in Eukaryota, Metazoa, Chordata, Actinopteri, Anguilliformes, Congridae. Gene Ontology annotation, biological process: adenylate cyclase-activating G protein-coupled receptor signaling pathway; Rho protein signal transduction. Gene Ontology annotation, molecular function: G-protein beta/gamma-subunit complex binding; GTPase activity; D5 dopamine receptor binding. Gene Ontology annotation, cellular component: brush border membrane; heterotrimeric G-protein complex. Bases 95 to 1228 code for a protein of 377 amino acids. The record is from RefSeq and is a predicted model, not a curated record. The transcript has 4 exons.
GUGCGCGCCUGCUGAAUUGCAAACGCGCCCUGCCCGCCCAUGAUUGUAGACUCGGGUAGGCGCUCCCUUCUGUAUCGAUUAAGUUGGUUCAAAGAUGGCGGAUUUCCUGCCGUCCCGGUCCGUUCUAACUGUAUGUUUCCCUAACUGCCUGCUUACUAGCAAUGAGGUUGAACAAUUGAGGAAAUCGAGGGAGAUCGACAGGUGUAUUUCCCGGGAGAAAACAUACGUGAAACGGCUAGUAAAGAUCUUAUUAUUGGGUGCUGGUGAGAGCGGCAAGUCAACUUUCCUCAAGCAAAUGCGUAUCAUCCAUGGACAGGACUUCGAUCAGCGGGCCAAAGAAGAGUUCCGGGGUACAAUCUACAGCAAUGUAAUCAAAGGGGUUCGAGUGCUGGUAGAUGCCAGAGAGAAGCUGCACAUCCCCUGGGGCGAUCCCUCCAACCAGUCGCACGGGGAGACGAUGAUGGGCUUCGACACUCGUUCCGCCAUGAUGGCGCAGGGCAUGGUGGAGACCAAGGUCUUCCUGCGCCUCCUGCCCUCCAUCCGCUCCCUGUGGAACGACAGCGGCAUCCAGAACGCCUACGACAGGAGGCGGGAGUUCCAGCUGGGUGAAUCGGUGAAGUAUUUCUUGGAUAACGUGGAUAAGCUUGGAGAACCGGAAUACUUGCCCACGCAGCAGGACAUACUUUUAGCCCGCAAGCCAACAAAGGGCAUCCAUGAGUACGACUUUGAGAUCAGGAAUGUGCCCUUCAAGAUGGUGGACGUGGGCGGGCAGAGGUCGGAGCGCAGGAGGUGGUUUGAAUGCUUCGACUGCGUCACCUCCAUCCUCUUCCUGGUCUCAUCCAGCGAGUUUGACCAGGUGCUGAUGGAGGACCGGCAGACAAACCGGCUCAUGGAGUCACUCAACAUCUUCGAGACAAUAGUCAACAACCGCGUCUUCAGCAACGUCUCCAUCAUUCUCUUCCUCAACAAGACAGACUUGCUGGAGGAGAAGGUAAAAAACGUGGCCAUAAAAGACUAUUUUCCUGAUUAUACAGGGGACCCCCACAGCCUGGCGGACGUGCAGAAGUUUCUGGUGGAGUGUUUCCGCAGCAAGCGUCGGGACCAACAGCAGAAGCCGCUCUACCACCACUUCACCACGGCCAUUAACACAGAGAACAUUCGACUGGUUUUCCGUGAUGUCAAGGACACCAUCUUGCAUGACAACCUCAAGCAGCUCAUGUUACAGUGAUACUCAUCCCUAAGGACCUUUUUUUUUUUUUUCUUAACUCCAUUUAUUAACCCUUUAAAAUGUCUUGUUGGGGGAAGGAUUUUGUGACUGUCAUCAGCAGUGACUAAGUUUAAGGGGUUAAUGAGGUGAACAGGGUUGUGCACCUGUAGUGCCCAGUGCUGUAUAAAAAAAAAAAAAAACAUACUUGCUAUGAAAAUUCUAUGUAUUGGUUUUCAUUUUAAUGCUUCCCUCUUAUGUUGAAAUAACACACUGAUCUUAUGAGAAAUUUUCUAAGUAACUAACACGUAUAAGUCAAACUUAAAAUAAUGUUCAUAUCAAAGCAGUGUCUUACUGAGCCUUAAUUACUGAUGAAUUAGCAAGGGCUAAAACAAUGCAAGCCAACAGAUGUUUUAUUUUUAAUAGGAUAUGUUCUGAGUCUCUCAGAAUAGCUGUCUGGCCUUAAGUUUUAGAUUUGGGUUUCUAAUCAGUUUUCAUUGUUUUGUUUUUUUUAAUGUUUGAUUUCUUUAAGUUCUUAAAUUAUAUUCCAAAGGUUUACACUAUACCACUGUCGAUUUACUACUGCUGAUGGAUGUUUUAUCAUAGUGAAUGGGAGUGUAAUGUCAUCCAACGAGGUUGGUAUAGGCACAUGACAUGUAUUGACACCACUUGACUCAUACUGUAGUUAGCUAUGCAGUGGAGCUUGAAAGGCUACAGUAUAUGGCUUAAUCUCAGGGCUUAAUGUAGACCACUUUGUAUAUUAAUUUAAAUUUGUGUCCUUAAAAACAAACAAACCCAAAGUGCCAUAACAUCCAUUACUUAUACCUAUCAAUCCAUCAGUGGUAUUAAAUCCACACUGCUGGCUAGCUAACUUCUUCCAGUCUUCCGUGUUCACCUGAUGCUCACAAUGAAGUAGUUUUAUGCUUAAUAGGUAAUCUCUUCAUUGUGUGCAUGUCAGGGAAGGGGAUAGGUGUCUGUUUUUAUUUAUUUUUCCUUCACUAAAGUUUUCACUCUGCUGAUAGACCAACAUUUGUGUGCUUUUUCGUGUGAAAAUGCAUCUUCGUCCAAAGUGCCACGUUUUUAUGGUACCAUUAACUAAUCCAUUAUGCGUUGUCUCUGCCUGUUUCAAUUACGUACAAAAGGGAUAGAAACUAGAUGCUUGGUGAACCCUGUAAAAAGAAUUAUGUUGAUGUAGAAAGCUGUUUAUAAGUAGUUGUACAGAGAUUCUUUUUUGUCUCAAAUAGCUGUUUUUUUGGACCUUAUUCAUGUACAUGUCAAAUUAACUUACUCAAUUUUUGUAACCCACUUAAUAUGUAAUUUCUGUUUUUCCAAACAUAUUACAAUUACCAGGCUCUUAAAAUGUGCAUCCUGCCUUCUGUUUUAUGUGGGAUAACCAGCUUCAUUUUCUUAGUAUGUCAGCAUUUUGAUUAGAUGCUGAGGUGUGAUGGUAGUGCCUAUACUUGCAGACCUUCUUGCAUAAUUCUUAUAUUAAGCAGAUGCAUCUCAGGACAGUUUCUAUAUCUCCUGGUGUGGUCAGGUUGAUCACUGUGGAAUUCAGUCGUUUGCAGCAUUGUAGCCUAACUUACUGUAUGCGAUUAGUACAUGCACUGCUGCAAUGCACUGAUCUGUUUAUUGCUGUCUACUUGACGCACCUGUGCAGUGAGACCUAAAGGUUUGCUUGGAUGUUUUAUAGGUUUUCCAGUUUGUUGCAAUGUAACUUAUUUCCUGAGAAUGCAUAUAGACACUGAAGAUUGAUCAUCAGGAAAGGAAAUGAACAUCCGUUAGAAAAACUUUGCUGAUACAGUACUGUGUGUAAUGGUGUCUGGAGGUUGCAACACACACAAGCCAUGCUGUCUCCAUCGCAGUUUCCAAGUAUCUGUGACAAACCAUGAUUGAUGUGGCAUUUGAAUUCCUAUUUUAUGCACUUUUGACAAUUGCCUGACACGAAAGAAAAACCUGAUAUAAUAUGUGGAAUGGGUAAUGGCAAUAAGCUUGUCAGUACAUUGAGAUUUUUGUUUACCAUUCUAUUGAAAUAAUGCAUACAGUAAAAGUUUUGAGAUCUUUCAAAAAGAUUAAGGGAGGUUUUCAGCUCUGCAGGAAGUUUACCAUAAUCUGUGUCUUGAGUUUGAGGCUGUCGUUUGCAUUUUUAUGAAGAUGUCAACUAGACAAGCGUUUGUCAUACGACCCAUGGAGUGUGAAUGAAUCUGACCGAGCACCUUCCAAUUUGGACUGCCUUCAGAGUAUUAAAUUCACUUAAUCUCUGAUUCAAACACAGAAUUUUCACCCUGUCAAAAUAUGUCCCUGAGAGACACUGACUCACCAGUACUCUACUGUGGACAAAUAUGGUAAGCACAUUUAUUUGUCCUGAAGAAAUAGGUAAUUCUUCUGAAUUGUUAAUGCAUACUUUUCAUGCAUUAUUCUUUGGAGUCUUUCUUACUUGUUGGCAGAAAAGAUAUUUGGACUGUUAAUGAAUAACUGUCAUGGUGAUGAGAAGCUAGUUUGUUUCCCUUAAUGUCAAAAUAAGUAUAUGUAGUUGGACACACUGCAGUGACUGAUUCAAACCCUGAUUCAAGGCCAGAUAGACCUUGAUUCCUUUAUAACAGUGCUGUCUGUAUAAGGGUGGCCAGUGCAGUUGAUCCUGCAUCUUUGCAAAUGUGUUCAGAAAUUAUUUAAACCAAAAUCAGAACAGCUGCAGAAGGAGCAGCGCUUCUCCUGCCAAUGCACCUUGUGCCUCUACAAUGCCUGCAUUGUGUCAUCAGAGUGCUAAACUGUAUAAACACUGUGUAACAAGCAAAGAAGAACCCAUUGUGGGGGAUUAAAUGUUUUAAUAUUUGGGGAUAUGUGCCUUUACGUAAACCUUCCAGGGGUAAUCAAAUAAAACGGUAGACUUCAGUUUUGCGGCAUUUACUAAUGGUUUUGUCUUCCCUGUUGAGUACUAGGGUUUGGGAGGGCACCUCUGAUUGAAGUGUAAUUGGAUCCACUGUAAACCUGAUUGCAGGAUACAUUAAAAAUCCAAUCUUGUCAGUUGCUCUACAGGCCUCUCUCUGUCUCCCCCUUGGCUGACGCAGUUGACUUGUAUUAUAGAAACUAUACUGUAGCCAUUCUUUGUGCCACCUAUGCAACUUUGGGUUUUUUUUAAAGGAUGACACCAUACAGUGAGACAAAUGUUGCAUUUUUUUUUAAGCAAAAGAUGUACACAGUGUCUGCCUUUCAAGAACCAUUUAUAUGCAGAUGUUGUGUUUUCAAUGUGCAUCUUACCUCUUAUUGGAAAUGUCCUCAUGGCAAAAUGAAAUGGGCGUUUGGUCCUUAAUUAAAGGGCGUAUCAUUAUCCAGUUUUGUACUCUUAAGUACUCUUAUGUAUUUGCAUUUUAUGUGUAAAAGCAAAAGACAGCUGGUCAAACUUUUUAUUUUUAUAGUGGUAGGUGUUACCCUUACCAGACAAGCCUGGUCUUGGAGAUGUGUUCAAAAUAAAAUGGAUAGGAAAUGCUAUGAAAUGACCUAUCCAAGCCAAAUAUAGCCUGUUCUAAUAAUAUACUUCUUUAAAUAUUCUGUGGGGGUGGGGAGGGUAGUAGGAUUGUUCACCGUACAAUCUGCAUUCUAAAAAAAUAAAAAAACCUUUCAUUGUAAAUUGAGUGCUCAGUAAAAUCCGUUCUUGUACAGUUCUCGUCUAAAACUCUGGUCUCUGACACCUUUCAGUCUUCAAUAAAAAAAGAAACAUCAAAAA